This is a messenger RNA of Dendronephthya gigantea, 1897 nucleotides long. Its product is annotated as sorting nexin-5-like. Lineage: Eukaryota; Metazoa; Cnidaria; Anthozoa; Malacalcyonacea; Nephtheidae. Gene Ontology annotation, molecular function: phosphatidylinositol binding. The coding region runs from base 152 to 1324 and encodes 390 amino acids. The record is from RefSeq and is a predicted model, not a curated record. The transcript has 13 exons.
AUACGAAUUCUUGCAAUGAGGAUUAGAAGUCAAGAAUAAUUAUUACGUGAAACGUCUGGAAAUAGUUGUUUUUCUGCUACAGUCAAGCAUUGAGCACCUGCUUUGUGUAUCUAAAAAAUAAGGUGAUAUAUUUCAUUGCGAAUUUGUAAAAAUGAUGGAUCCGGAAGAAACACCACCAACAGACGAGAUUGAACCUGACCCAAUUCCUGAUCAAGAAGAAGACAAACAAAGCAGUGAUGUUGUACUUGUUGCAAAUGUCAUUGAGGCUAGUAAAGAUGGUGAAGUCGUGAAAUAUACCAUACAAACAAAAGAGAUAAUGAUGGGUGAUGAAAGUGAAGAAAGAGGUCAUGUUGUUGUGAGAGAAUUGGAUGAUUUUGAAUGGCUAGAUCAUUGUAUUAAAACACAGAAUGACAUUUCUGGAAUCAUUUUUCCACCAUUAAUGACAAAACACCAUGUAACUGCACUAGCUGCAGAGAAUAAAUCAAAGAAACAACUUGGUAACAAGACAAAGAGUAUGCUUGGAGAUGAGUUUACAAAAGAAUGUAGAAGUCUUGAGAAAUAUAUCCAGUUACUUUUGGUACAUCCUAUGAUUUCAAAAGAUGUAAAUUUAAGAAAAUUUUUGAUUGAUGAAGAGCUCCCACCUAGAGUAAAAGUUAAAAAAGGAAUUCUAAACAGUUUAUCAAAAACAGUUGAUGAAGUUCGAUUUACAUCUCAUAAGGAUAUAAAUGAUGAAUUUCAAAGUCGAAGAAACUUUGUCAAUAAAUAUAGUACAGAUAUUAAAUCUUGUACAGAGGCCUUUACAAAGAUGGUGAACUCACAGUUCAAGGUAGCAUCAGAUCUUGCCUGCUUUGCUAAUACGGCAUCAUUUAGUAUCACUGACGGAGUCAACUCCAAGGAGAUGAACAGAUAUCUUCUUGAAUUUGCAUCGUGUUUAGAGAAGUCUAGGGAAUCUCAAAAUGUGAUGGCGAUAAAUGAUGAAAAGACGUUAGGUUUUACGCUAGAAUUAUAUACAAACUACAUGGAUGGUGUGAAGAGUAUGUUCUUGCAACGGACACAAAAGCUUGUGAAAUUGGAGAGUGCUCAGAAGGCUUUACAGAAAGCAAAACCUCAGAACCAACAAGAGUUGGAAGAAGCAAAAAAUACUGCAGAAGAAGAAUUUCAAGAUAUUUCAGAAAAAUGUGAAAAGGAGUUCUCCCGAUUUCAACGUCAGCGCGUCUUGACCUUUCAAUCCAGUUUAACAAAAUUCACUGAAGCUCAUAUCUCGAAUGCCAGGGAUACCUACGCCAUGCUGGCCAAAUUAUUGUCUGAUGUUAAAUCGAUUUAAUAUAAAAAUUUUAAAUAACAAUUUAACACUAAAAAAAUACGGUAAAUUAAUUCACAGUCAAAUAUAUUUUAAAAUAAUUAAACACACAAAAUGAAUUGGUGAUUGUCGUGAUGUCUACGUGAGAUGGCCCAGGAGGAAAUCACAAUCCACCAUUAUGAAAAAGAUGGUUGAUGCACAUCCUGAUAGAAUACAUGAUCUAAACUGAAUAAGCAAGAAAUAAACCUCAUGACGUAUAUAUACCUACCUUCUGUUUUAUGCAUGACCUCCAGAUAAGGUCAAUUCACUUUUUUAUAAGAUAACACAUAACGAUGCUAGAAACUGAUGCCGAUGAUGACCAUCGUGGAAACUCUUCACUGGUUCUCUGAACACAGUUUGCAAAUUACUUGGCCUGGGACCAAGUGGAAAAAUGAUUGGGAUAUUAUUUGUUUGCCUUUAUAUCAGAAAUUUUGUAUCCAGAAUAAUGCCCUUUGAAUAAUACCAUAGUUUGAUUUAGAGAAUGAUUCAGAUUAAAUUGUCUUUGUAAAUCAUAGUACUUUUGGAUUGAUAAACUAUUAAAACUAUUCACAAACCUGA